AUGACAUCAGUAGAAUUCCAUGUUCAAUACUGGGUCCUCUCCUUCGUGUCUCUCCUGGCGCAGCCGCUUCGCCCUUUUCUCAAGGAGCUUCUUUCCGCCGAUGAUGACGCACAGGGCAUCUUUGAGCUCGCCGCCUCAUUCUACAGCCUCUGGGUUAUCCUUUAUAUGAUCGAAAUGAGGGCGCGUGCCCUGUACCGACCGGAGGCCCACCCGCCGCACCAUUGGAUCUUUGAAGCGGGAACGGCGCUCAUGUGUCUGAUUGUGGGAGAUUUGGCUUUAUGGGCAGGCGGUGUUGCCGAAGAAGGGGUACGGGAGAAGCUUGUGAGGGUGUUGGCAGCGUUUAUCUAUAUUGGAGCAGUUGAUCCGGUCUGGAACCUUCGGCACAACUCUAACAUGAUGCUAUUUGCAAGGGCAACGCCAAAGAGAGUGGCUCGGAAUGCGGUGCUUUCGGCUGCUUCCAUUGGCGCACUGGGUGCUGCAGUGACAUUGGUCGUGUUUGCCUGCACCCGCAAAUGGCUGAAUGUUAUCGAGUUUUGGUUUGGAGCCACGGCUACACCUCACCAGGUCGUUGUCUUGUUAUGGCUUCUUGCGCCAUUCGCGGACAUGGGAGAGACACUGUACUAUUUGCCCUAUUUGCUUUUUGGGGGAUACAACUCGAACAAUCAUUGCGUGUGGCAGGUGAUGGCGUAUGGACCGCUGUGGAAUGCCAUGAUGCUGGAAAGACUGUGGGCGGUAUUCUGGUUCUCGACGAUGCUUUGCGGCGUGAUGGCUUACGAGGUGGUGAGCGGAUUGUUGGGGAAUGUGGAAGCGUCUGUUUGGAAGAGCGCUUGGAAGAACAUUUGGAGGUGGAAUGAGACUUAUUUGGUAGCCUAG
Messenger RNA from Trichoderma virens Gv29-8, 873 nucleotides. RefSeq lists its product as uncharacterized. Bases 1 to 873 code for a protein of 290 amino acids. The record is from RefSeq and is a predicted model, not a curated record. The transcript has 4 exons. Lineage: Eukaryota; Fungi; Ascomycota; Sordariomycetes; Hypocreales; Hypocreaceae.